Molecule: messenger RNA, 2069 nt
Organism: Musca domestica (house fly)
Lineage: Eukaryota; Metazoa; Arthropoda; Insecta; Diptera; Muscidae
Gene: SrpRalpha
Product: signal recognition particle receptor subunit alpha homolog
Exons: 3
Coding region: 83-1927 (614 amino acids)
Biological process (GO): SRP-dependent cotranslational protein targeting to membrane
Cellular component (GO): signal recognition particle receptor complex; endoplasmic reticulum membrane
Molecular function (GO): GTPase activity; GTP binding; signal recognition particle binding
Source: RefSeq, a predicted model, not a curated record
UUUUAUGUCAACACUGUGUUGACGUUCACCAGUGACGUGUACAGAUUUAUUUUUGUUUUCAUCGGGAGUAUUUUUUAUUAUCAUGUUGGAUUUUGUCGUAAUUUUUAGUAAAGGAGGCAUUGUAUUGUGGAAUUGCAAUACAACAGGGGAAAAUGUAACCCCUUACAUCAAUACUCUUAUACGAAGCGUUAUAUUAGAAGAACGCAGCACGGAGUCGAAAUAUUUCGAAGAAGACAAUUUUGCCCUCCAAUUUAAGUUGGACAAUGAACUGGAGUUGGUUUUUGCUGUCGUUUAUCAGAAGAUCAUAAAGCUACCAUACGUGGACAACUUUCUAAUUGAAUUGCAAGAUGCAUUUAAAAACAAAUUUGGUGAUGAACUAGCUUCUUCUCAGAGAUUUUCUACGAAGUAUGAAUUUGAAAGGGAGUUUCGAGCCACCUUGUCAGCGGCCGAGAAUGCCGCCAAACAGACCAGUAAAGCCCCAAAGGCCAUGCGUUCCUUUAAUGAGUCCUUGAAGUCUAAGAAAACGGUAGCUUCACUAAUUGAAAGUCCUGCUGACAACAAAGCUAAGGAUCAACAUAAGAAGCAGGUAAAUAUUAUGGAAAGUCCCAAACCAACUGUGGAAGAGAAAGGCAUUUCGAAUGCCGACAUAAUUAUGGAGAAUCGCAAAAAGUUGAUGGGAAAAAUGGCUGGCAAAAAAAGCCCCCCAGAAAAUAAAAACAAAGCUGAAAAAGAAAAGGCGGGUAAAAAGCCAAGGGUUUGGGAUUUAGGUGGUAAUUCGAAAGAUGCUGUAGUUCUUGAUCGUUCUAAAGAUCAACCUGAAGAUGUGCAAUACAGAAAUAUUCAGAACGAUAUUGUUGGUACGAUGCAUGGUAGUAUUCGAGACUUGGAAGUAGAAAGCGACGACGAUGAAGUGACAGAAGACAAUGAAAUACUGCAGUAUUCAAAGUCGGACAAUAAGAAAAAAUCUGGCAUAUUGUCGUACUUCAAGGGGUUCGUGGGCGGCAAAACCUUGUCGCGGACAGAUCUUCAGCCGGCUUUAGAAAAAAUGCGUGAUCAUCUGAUUUCUAAAAACGUUGCGGCGGACAUUGCACACAAACUUUGCGACUCCGUGUGUACAAGCUUGGAAGGCAAAUCGGUCGGUACAUUUGAUUCAGUCGCUACAAUGGUUAAAGAAGCCUUAAGCACUUCUUUGGUGCGUAUAUUAUCUCCCAAGCGUCGUGUCGAUAUUAUACGCGAUGCGCUAGAAGCUAAGAGAAAUAAUAGACCGUAUACUAUAAUUUUCUGCGGUGUCAAUGGUGUUGGCAAAUCUACGAAUUUGGCCAAAAUAUGUUUUUGGUUAAUAGAAAAUGAUUUUAAUGUUUUAAUUGCUGCUUGCGACACCUUCCGUGCUGGAGCUGUAGAACAACUGAGAACACACACACGUCAUUUAAAUGCCCUACAUCCGGCAGAAAAACAUGGCGGUCGCACUAUGGUUCAACUAUAUGAGAAGGGAUAUGGCAAGGAUGCCGCUGGAAUCGCAAUGGAAGCUAUAAAAUUCGCCCACGAUACAAGAGUCGAUGUUGUUUUAGUUGACACAGCGGGACGAAUGCAGGACAAUGAACCAUUGAUGCGUUCGCUGGCCAAGCUCAUUAAGGUAAAUGAUCCCGAUCUUGUGCUUUUUGUUGGCGAAGCAUUGGUUGGCAAUGAAGCUGUUGAUCAGCUGGUGAAGUUCAAUCAAUCUCUCGCUGACUAUUCCUCCGACGAAAAUCCCCACAUCAUUGACGGUAUUGUAUUAACGAAGUUCGAUACUAUUGACGACAAAGUGGGAGCGGCCAUUUCUAUGACCUACAUUACCGGGCAGCCCAUCGUUUUUGUUGGAACUGGCCAAACAUAUUCGGACUUAAAAGCUAUCAACGUAAAUGCUGUUGUCCACUCCCUUAUGAAGUAGAACAAAUUGUUUUUUUUUUUUGUUUAUUCUUCACUACUGACUUAAUGUUUUGUUUUGUGAAUUAUAUUUGUACAUUUAUUAAAAAAGAUUUAGUACUAUAAAUACAUAUUUUCUUAAAAAAUAUAAAACAAUCUUAAGUCUA